Molecule: messenger RNA, 1386 nt
Organism: Microthlaspi erraticum
Lineage: Eukaryota; Viridiplantae; Streptophyta; Magnoliopsida; Brassicales; Brassicaceae
Source: the annotation of a GenBank genome assembly
AUGGACGACGUUAAGGAUAAGUUAAAAGGAUUCAUGAAGAAAGUCAAUAUCUCUUCUUCCUCCGGCAAAUUCAAAGGCUCCGGCAGAGUUCUCGGAUCCUCUUCUUCCUCCGCACCCGUUAACCCGAUUCAAAGCCGGUUUAACCCUUCCCAAACUCCGAAUCCAAAUCCGACUCCCAGACCCAAACCUUCUCCAUCUCCGCCAUCGAGCGCCUCCUCUUCAGCUCCGUUAUCCUCCGGGUCAACGAGAAAUCCGGAUCCUGAUCCGGUUCGUGCUCCUCCUCCUCCUCCACAAGACGGAUUCGACCCGUACGGUGCGUUGAUCACCUCUUCCAACAGAUCUCAGAACGGUUACUCUCUCAACAUGUUCGAGUGUCCCAUCUGUAAAACUCCAUUCACGUCGGAGGAAGAAGUCUCUCUCCACGUAGAGACCUGUAUCGAGACCAAUAACGGAGACGAAUCUGCAUCAUCCGAGUCCGAGAAGAAGGAUAAUAACGACGAAUCCGAAACAGAGAAGCUCGUGGUUUUGUAUCUCUCCGGGAAACCAACGGAGAGCUCGAUUGGUGUUUUGCUUAGGCUGCUUAAGAACAUAGUGAAAGAGCCUGAGAAUGGCAAGUUUAGGAAGAUCAGAAUGAGCAAUGCUAAGAUCAAAGAAGCCAUCGGUGAUGUCCCCGGAGGUGUCGAGCUUCUCGAGCUCGUCGGAUUCGAACUGAAAGAAGAAAAUGGUGAGGUUUGGGCGGUUAUGGAAGCUCCUCGAGAAGAACAAUCUCAGUUGAUCAAUAAAGUUGUCGAGAUUCUAGAGAAGAGAGAUGUGCCUAAGAAAGAUGACAAGGUUGUUCUUGUAGCAGAGGCUCCAAAGAAGAUCGAUAGAGAGAUUCGUGUCUUCUUCUCUGUUCCUGAAAGCGUAGCGUCGAGGAUAGAGGUGCCUGACUCGUUCUACAGCCUCUCUGCUGAUGAGAUAAAGAGAGAGGCGGAUUUGAGGAGGAAGAAGAUUGCGGAGUCGCAGCUUUUGAUCCCGAGGUCUUACAAGGAGAAGCAAGCGAAAGCGGCGAGGAAGAGGUACAAGAGGAGUAUGAUAAGAGUGCAGUUUCCAGAUGGAGUUGUGCUUCAAGGUGUGUUUGCUCCUUGGGAACAAACCAUUGCUCUCUACGAGUUUGUGAGCUCUGCAUUGAAAGAGCCGAGUUUGGAGUUCGAGCUAUUGGAUCCGGUGCUGGUUAAACGGCGUGUGAUUCCGCAUACGCCAGCUCCGGGACAGAAACCGAUCACUCUGGAGGACGAAGAGCUUGUUCCGUCUGCGCUCAUCAGGUUUAGGCCGAUUGAAACUGACUCUCUCGUCUUCACAGGUCUCUGCAAUGAGCUCCUCGAGAUCAGCGAGCCACUCUCGUGA